Messenger RNA from Helianthus annuus (common sunflower), 2002 nucleotides. RefSeq names its product heparanase-like protein 3. Gene Ontology annotation, molecular function: beta-glucuronidase activity. The transcript has 9 exons. Bases 206 to 1867 code for a protein of 553 amino acids. Gene Ontology annotation, cellular component: membrane; plant-type cell wall. The record is from RefSeq and is a predicted model, not a curated record. Lineage: Eukaryota; Viridiplantae; Streptophyta; Magnoliopsida; Asterales; Asteraceae.
UUGACUGAGUUCCCACAUAAUAUAUUUAUAAAUACCAAAUCUUUCCCACCCUUUUUUCUACUUUUAUGGCAAAGAAACAACCAAAGCUUGCAUCUUUCUCUCAAUCUUCCAUGCCUUUCUCAACUGACAGAUAGAUACAUAUAUCAUAUAUAUAUCAUUCUUGAAUCUUGAGCUUCAUAUUAUCAAAAAGCUCAGAUUUUUUCACAUGGGUUCUUUGAUUCUUCAAAUGGGUGUCUGUAUUUUUGUGCUUUUGAUUAGUUUUAGCUGCAAUCUUGUGUAUUCACAAGUUGAAACAAGAAAGAAUGUUCUUCAAGGAAGGGUUCUUAUUAAUGGGAAAAGUGCUAUUGCAAAGAUUGAUCAUGAUUUUAUUUGUGCUACUAUGGAUUGGUGGCCACCUGAAAAGUGUGAUUAUGGUACUUGUAGUUGGGGUCAUGCAUCCCUCCUCAAUGUGGAUCUUAACAACACAAUUUUCCAGAAUGCAAUCAAAGCAUUUUCAACAUUAAAGAUUAGAUUAGGAGGGACUUUACAAGACAAAGUUGUUUACCAAACCGAAAACGAUUCAAAACCCUGCAUUCCAUUCGCAACAAACACAUCAGAGUUGUUCGGUUUUACUGAAGGCUGCUUGCCUCUAUCAAGAUGGGAUCAAUUAAGCAACUUCUUUAAAGAAACAGGGGCUGAAAUUAUUUUCGGUUUAAAUGCGCUUGCUGGCAAGACGAUACUCGCUGAUGGUUCAGCGACUGGACCUUGGGACUCUGCGAAUGCUGAAUCUUUGUUGCGUUACACGGUUAAAAAGAAUUACACCAUGUAUGCUUGGGAGCUUGGCAAUGAGCUAAGUGGAAGUGGAGUUGGAACAAGAGUAACAGCAUCUCAAUAUGCUUUUGACACAAUGACCUUAAAAAAUAUAGUUGAAGAAAUCUAUUCGGGUGUCGAACCCAAACCGCGAAUAAUUGCACCCGGCGGUUUCUUUGACGCCAAUUGGUUCAAGGAGUUUAUCGCCAAAACACCCGAAACCGUAGACAUAAUCACACACCACAUAUACAAUCUUGGCCCAGGACUUGAUCAACAUCUUGUUGAAAAGAUACUCGAUCCAUCGUAUCUUGACGGGGAGGCUGAUACAUUUAAGCAACUCGAGAAUAUUCUCAAGACUUCGAUAACUUCUGCUUCGGCUUGGGUCGGUGAAGCUGGUGGUGCUUAUAACAGUGGACAUAACCUUGUGACCAAUGCGUUCGUGUUUAGCUUCUGGUACUUGGAUCAACUAGGCAUGUCAUCUGUUUACGACACGAAAACAUACUGCAGACAGACGUUGAUUGGAGGAAACUAUGGUUUGCUUAACACGACAACGUUUGAGCCGAAUCCAGAUUACUACAGCGCUCUUCUUUGGCAUCGGUUGAUGGGUAGAAACGUACUUCAUGCAAAUUUUACGGGGACCAAGAAAAUACGAUCCUAUGCGCACUGCGCUAAAGAAUCUAAGGGAAUAACACUCCUACUAAUCAAUCUAGACAACAAAACUACAGUCGACGUAAGCUUGGCUCUAAACAACACAUGGACGUUAAACGCCACCAAAUCCGUUCAUCAUCGUCAUCACCGUCAUCAUCACCAUCAUCGUCAUCGUAACGCAGACAAGCCAGGCAAUAGCAAGAUUAAUGGAAUAAACGUACGAGAAGAAUACCAUUUGACAGCCAAAAACGGAGACUUGCACAGUCAAGUGAUGAUGCUUAAUGGUAAAGAACUAAGAGUUGAUUCGUAUGGGGGGAUACCGCACUUGGAGCCGUUGUAUGUGAAUUCUUCGGAGAUCAUAAGUGUUGCGCCUCUUUCGAUUGUGUUUGCGCAUAUCCCACAUCUUACUUUGUAUGCAUGCAGCAAUUAGAUGGUGUGUGUAAGAUACACAUGUUUAGAAUGGAACUGAGAAUCAGUUCCAUUUUGGUUAUUGAUUCAUAGAUAUAUUCAAAUGUGCUUAUUGGUUAUUAAUUUUUGAAUCUUUUUAAAAUGAUAUUUGAUUAUU